Messenger RNA from Exophiala oligosperma, 1404 nucleotides. RefSeq lists its product as uncharacterized. The transcript is spliced from 2 exons. The coding region runs from base 55 to 1404 and encodes 449 amino acids. Gene Ontology annotation, molecular function: flavin adenine dinucleotide binding; acyl-CoA dehydrogenase activity. Lineage: Eukaryota; Fungi; Ascomycota; Eurotiomycetes; Chaetothyriales; Herpotrichiellaceae. The record is from RefSeq and is a predicted model, not a curated record.
CCAGACCUUGAUCUAGGUCGAGUAGUCGUCAUCCUAUCUUCGUAGCCCUGCGCCAUGUCGGCCAAGUACUCUGCUGUGUGCAGCACCACUCGGCUCUUCUCCAGAUAUGUUUCUGGCCUACCUUCCAGACCUCGGCUGUGUCGCUGGGCCGUCCAAGAGCAUGGCCAGCAGAGGCACUUUUCGAAUGGUAGAAAUCACCGAAUGAUGGAGAUGAGUGGCUUCUCAGAAGAACAACUCUCGGUCCGAGAUGCGAUACAGAAAAUAUGCGCUCAGUUCCCCAAUGAGUAUUGGCAGCAACAUGAUCAGUCAGAGACAGACCCGAAGGAGCUCCACGCUGCUCUGGCAGCGGAUGGCUGGCUUGGUAUUGCCCUGCCCGAGGAAUUUGGUGGUGCUGGGUUAGGCAUUUCAGAAGCGACAAUGAUGCUCCAAACGAUUUCACAGUCUGGCGCCGGAAUGGCAGGAGCCCAAUCGAUCCAUGCAAACGUCUACGCGACUCAGCCAUUGGCAAGGUUUGGCAACAAGGAUCAACUUGAAUCGACGAUUCCCAACAUCAUCAACGGGAAAUGGAGAGUUUGCUUUGGGGUCACUGAGCCAAACACGGGGCUGGAUACUCUGAGGCUAAGAACGACCGCCACGAGACAAGGUGAUAAAUACAUCAUCACGGGCCAGAAAAUAUGGAUCACUUGUGCACAGGUAGCUUCCAAGAUGAUUCUUCUUGCAAGAACGACGCCGUUGGAAGAAGUCAAGAAGCCAAGCGAAGGCCUAUCGAUGUUCUGCAUUGAUAUUGAUCGCUCUAACCCGGCCCUCGAGCUCAAGAAAAUCAAAAAGAUGGGUGGUCGAGCCGUCGACGCCAACGAGGUCUUCUUCGAUCACUACGAGAUCCCUGCCAACACUCUCAUAGGGGAAGAAGGCCAAGGUUUCAAGAUAAUUCUGCAUGGCAUGAACGCCGAGAGAUGUCUACUAGCUGGAGAGGCCCUUGGGCUCGGUUACGCCGCAUUGGAAAAGGCGUCACGAUAUGCCAGAGAACGGGUGGUAUUUGGACGACCUAUUGGGAAGAAUCAGGCCAUUGCUCAUCCACUCGCUGAUGCAUACAUGAAUCUCGAAGCGGCAAAACUUGCGACAUACCAUGCUGCGAGACUCUACGAUCAAAGCAAGACUGACAAAUCCAUCACACCUCAUGCCGUUGGAGUGGCAUGCAACAGUGCAAAAUACAUUGCCGCAGAAGCAGCGUUCAAGGCUUGCGAGCGAGCGGUGAUGACUCACGGAGGAAUGGGUUAUGCUAUGGAAUACGAUGUGGAGAGAUAUUUGAGGGAGUGUUUUGUCCCUAGAAUCGCGCCCAUCAGUCGUGAAAUGAUUCUGAAUUUUGUGAGCGAGAAAGUGCUGGAAUUACCACGAAGCUAUUGA